AUGGCGUUGAGUUCCAUAGGUCGAGUAGGCCGAAGAUUGUGCGUUGGAAUAACUAAUGUCUACAAUGUAACAAGGCAAAUUAAUACCAGUCUGCCAAAGUUACUGGGUAUGAUACCGAUUGUAGUCGAACAAACUGGUAGAGGUGAGCGUGCAUACGACAUUUACUCGAGAUUACUUCGCGAGAGAAUCAUAUGUUUAAUGGGGCCGAUUAACGAUGAUAUAAGUUCCUUGAUCGUAGCACAAUUACUAUUCCUGCAGUCGGAGUCGAGUAAAAAGCCUGUCCAUUUGUACAUUAAUUCUCCUGGUGGAGCUGUAACCGCUGGUCUCGGUAUCUACGAUACAAUGCAGUACAUCACUCCCCCAAUAGCGACGUGGUGCGUCGGUCAGGCAUGCAGCAUGGCAUCUUUGUUGCUGGCCGCUGGAGCCCCCGGAAUGCGACACGCGCUACCUAACUCUCGGAUCAUGAUACAUCAGCCAUCUGGAGGAGUACGAGGUCAAGCUACUGAUAUACAGAUACAGGCGGAAGAGAUUUUAAAACUGAAAGCACAAAUAAAUAAUUUAUAUGUGAGACACACAGGCUUAGCGUUAGAGAAAGUGCAGUCGUCAAUGGAGCGUGAUUGUUUUAUGUCCCCAAUCGAAGCAAAGACCUUUGGUAUAAUAGACACUGUGUUAGAGCAUCCUCCUUCACAUGCUGUCGAACAGGAGUGUGCACCUAGUACUGCUACUAGUAGUAGUAAUUGAUAUUUGCUAGUUGUUAUGAAUUAUUUAAUUUGAAUAAAAUAAAACAAAUUUAUAAA
This is a messenger RNA of Bombyx mori (domestic silkworm), 797 nucleotides long. RefSeq names its product ATP-dependent Clp protease proteolytic subunit (gene ClpP). Bases 1 to 741 code for a protein of 246 amino acids. Gene Ontology annotation, cellular component: endopeptidase Clp complex. The record is from RefSeq and is a predicted model, not a curated record. The transcript has a single exon. Gene Ontology annotation, molecular function: ATP-dependent peptidase activity; ATPase binding; serine-type endopeptidase activity. Gene Ontology annotation, biological process: protein quality control for misfolded or incompletely synthesized proteins. NCBI's taxonomy places the organism in Eukaryota, Metazoa, Arthropoda, Insecta, Lepidoptera, Bombycidae.